UAAUACAUAACAAAAUUGCCAUUGGAGACAUUGGUCAGUGGGUAGCCAAAGUUGUUCUGAUGGGCGGAUGAAGUUAUCUUGAGGAAAAUGAAUCGGCUAAAGUCCUCUCAAAGAGAUAAAGUUCGUCAGUUUAUAGCUUUCACUCAAACAGACGAGAAAUCUGCCAUUUCUUGCUUAAGUCAACAUGAUUGGAGACUUGAUGUGGCAUCAGACCAGUUUUUUCAGUAUCCACAUCGCUAUAUAAAGGAGACAAAAUCAUCGCUUGAUAAGAGAAAGUUGCAGCAUUUAUUUGAAAAAUAUAAAGAGACUGGUGAUGAAGAUAAGAUAAUGGCUGAAGGCAUUGCUAGGUUUUGCGAUGAUUUAAAUUUGGAUCCAACAAGCAUUAAAGUUUUAUUAAUUGCAUGGAAGUUUAAGGCAGCAACACAGUGUGAAUUUUCUAGAAAAGAAUUUAUUGAUGGCAUGACAGAAAUAGGAUGUGACUCCAUUGAUCGAUUAAAAAGUAGACUGCCAUUGUUGGAACAUGAAAUUUUAGAUAGUCAAAAAUUUAAAGAUUUUUAUCAAUUUACCUUUAACUUUGCUAAAAAUCCGGGUCAAAAAAGUCUUGAGUUAGAAAUGGCUGUUGCAUACUGGAAUAUUGUGUUGAAAGGAAAAUUCAAAUUUCUUGAUCUUUGGUGUAAAUUUCUUUGGGAACAUCAUAAACAUGCAAUAUCAAAGGAUACAUGGAAUUUACUAUUAGACUUCAGCAACAUGAUUACAGAUAAUAUGGAUAACUAUGAUGAAGAAGGUGCCUGGCCAGUGUUGAUCGAUGAAUUUGUGGAGUUUGCAAAACCAUUGGUUUGUGGUAGACAAACCUCGGUGUAAAUUAACAAGCAACUUUCUAUAAGUAAGAAUGUAUACCAAAAACAUUUUCUACAAUUUGUAAAAAGGAUCUUUAUUUUGUAAAAUCACUCUUAUAUAUGUAAAAAAUAUUUUGACAAAUCAACUAACAAUGUAAAGGUCAGAAAGACAGCUGACAAUUUGCAAAUAUUGACAAAGAGAAUGUGCAACUUUUUGUUAA
Xenia sp. Carnegie-2017 is the source of this 1057-nucleotide messenger RNA. RefSeq names its product DCN1-like protein 1. Gene Ontology annotation, cellular component: ubiquitin ligase complex. Gene Ontology annotation, biological process: protein neddylation; positive regulation of ubiquitin-protein transferase activity. Gene Ontology annotation, molecular function: ubiquitin conjugating enzyme binding; ubiquitin-like protein binding; cullin family protein binding. Lineage: Eukaryota; Metazoa; Cnidaria; Anthozoa; Malacalcyonacea; Xeniidae. The transcript is spliced from 7 exons. The coding region runs from base 88 to 861 and encodes 257 amino acids. The record is from RefSeq and is a predicted model, not a curated record.